Molecule: messenger RNA, 1422 nt
Organism: Diversispora eburnea
Lineage: Eukaryota; Fungi; Glomeromycota; Glomeromycetes; Diversisporales; Diversisporaceae
Source: the annotation of a GenBank genome assembly
AUGACAAAAAUAUCAAAAGAAAGUUUUAAUUCGGAUUCUCAACCUUAUAAUCAAAAAAUCAGUAGUAAAAAAAAUCAUCCAAAUAAUUAUUUAAAAAUUUCAGAACAAUGUCCUGAAGUAUCAAAUUCAAUUAUAACUGAUCAGGUAAUUUCCGUGGAAACAUUAACAGCACAUUUAAAUCUUCUAAUUCGAUUUACCAAUAUAAAUUGUAAUAAUCAAAAUUUAUUUUUACGAUAUUUGGCUCGAGCCGAACAUCGAUAUAUCAUUUGGUUGAAUUUAUUGGAUCAUUAUCGUCCACCAAUAGAAUCAAUGCCUAUCCCUCCUUUAGAAGAUGUAAUUAGAUUAUAUGGAGAACAUAUGUUGACUUAUAAUUUCCCUUUAUUAAAAAUGAAUAUGAAAGAUAAAGAGGGAGAUGAAUAUGUUGAUAUGAAUUCUCUUAAAACGUGGAAAUCAUUUUCUGAUGAUGAACCAUAUCUCUUAGAAUUUGAUGAUGAUCGACCUUUCUUAAUUACUUGUCCAUUUUGUAUUAAAGAUAAUUAUCUUGAUCCAGAUUUAUAUGUACAAUUAAAAAUGAAUGCAUCAACACAUACUUGUGAGAAUUGUUCAUUACAAUUAAAUGCUGAUAUUUUAUCCGCAAAACGAUUAUUAAACGAUAUUAAUCAAUUUCUAUCUGACAAUACUAAAUGUCUCGCAGGAACGUUGUUGGAUACAGAGAAAAAUCAAAUUGAUAAUUAUAUAGCUGUCAAUGAUAAUAUUCUUUUAUUUGAUCAAGAUGUUAUACGUGAACUUAUUCGAUUAUCUUCUUACGCAUAUACUGGAAAACCAUCACCACCCUCAUUAUACAUUCCAAAUAUUACCAAUAAUUGUAAUUGGCAAAUAAUUCAACAAGAAUUUUCCACGAUUUUACAUCAACUUGAUUCCCAAGGAGAUUUACGUUACGUUCGAAAAAAUAUUUUGAAUCAAGUUAUAUCCGCUUAUCAAAAUUUGAUAUGCCCAUUUUCAUUGGAUCUAAUGGCCGCGGUGAUUAGGUAUCAAGAAACUGUUGAUAAAAUCUUAUAUGCGGGUGAUUGGAAUGAUGAAUGUAUUAUUGCUUUGGCAACUGUCAGAUAUCAUAAAUUUUUAAUAUUAACUCAAAAAUAUCCGGACCGACUUUUGGUUCCUACUAUGGCAAAAACUGCAUUACUAUGGCACAAAAAGUUUAACGAACCUUACACUUCCGAUGAUCCUUCUCGAAAAUGGAAGAAAACUUCUCGGGUUGUUAUGUCCGUAAUGUUUCCGGUAUAUGGCUUAUACGUGGCUCAAAGGUUAUGGAAAUUGGGUAAAACUCGUGAUAAAAAAAUUGGUCCGGGUGGUUCCAUCAAUAAAUCUUCCUGGGUAACUUCUAAUUCAUGUGACAUAAAUAGUAAUGAAAGAAGAGUGUAA